Messenger RNA from Colletotrichum abscissum, 234 nucleotides. RefSeq lists its product as uncharacterized. NCBI's taxonomy places the organism in Eukaryota, Fungi, Ascomycota, Sordariomycetes, Glomerellales, Glomerellaceae. The record is from RefSeq and is a predicted model, not a curated record. The transcript has a single exon. The coding region runs from base 1 to 234 and encodes 77 amino acids.
AUGGGUCAGGAUGGCGAGCGACAGUGCGAGUGGCAACGCGCAAUCAAGAGCUACUCCAAAGCAUCCAUAACCGGCUUUCACAGCAUUCAUUCUCGCACAUCUGAUCGUGGUCGCAUGUACACAGUAAGAACGACUAUGGGCCCAGCCUGGGUGGGUCAUGUCCAAAAAGAUGAAGUGUGUUGCCAAGAGGAAGCAACAUAUGAUCAAUACUAUACACAUCUACAUAGAAGCUAG